GCUCAGCGGCGGGAGUAGCAUUGAUGUCGACUUAGUGAGGACCAGGGUAUUGAGGACAAUGCCAUGGGAGGCGACAACGGAGACGACUUUGAUGCGCGCCUCGCAAAGCUGAGGAGGGACAUCCAGGACUUUGUGGAGGACAACAAGCUGGAUGAACGGGUGGCCAGGAUCAUGCAGAAUAUGCAUCCCAUCGACGUGCAGAAGGUCAUGAAGAUCAGCUUUCCAGACGACUGCAGAUCCCCCAGCGGUUUUGUGGUGGCCCAGAUCAGGAAGGCCGAAAGCGAAGCCGGCCGGCCCAAGGAUUAUCGUUGGGACGGGCGCACCUUUGGCGAGCAGUCAAGAGACAGGGGCCGCCGCGAUGGUGGCCGCACCACCCGGGAGGAGCGACGGCACAAGGAGUCCCGCUCACGCUCGCGCCGGCGCCACCGACGGCACAGGCGCCGGGACGACUCCUAUAGCUAUGACGACUCCAGGUCUCCACCUCCCAAAAGCCGACGUCGUAGGAGACGAUGAGGUGCCGAGAUUUUGCGGUCGAUAACACCAAGCAGGGCAUGAGCCUCUGGCUGGGCGUCUGUUAUAAUCAACCUCCUAAGGUUCGAUUUCGUAGUUGACUAUGUGGGUG
Molecule: messenger RNA, 622 nt
Organism: Effrenium voratum
Lineage: Eukaryota; Dinophyceae; Suessiales; Symbiodiniaceae
Source: the annotation of a GenBank genome assembly